AUGGGCUGCAUUUCAGACAAAGCUAAAAGCACUGUCAAAAUUCAAAAUAAUAAUUUAGAAGAGGUCUAAUAAAAACAGAGAAGUAACAGUGUUGAGCAAGAUGAAGAAGAAGCUGCUUUAAAACUUUUAUAUAUGUCCUAAAGUUUCCAUUAAUAUAAGAUCUAGAAUAAUCAAAAGUACAAAUCUCAGAAUUCCCAAUCUGAGCUAGAAAAAUAAAAAAUCCUUAAUUCAAAAUCUUUAAUAAAUCCAGAAAAUAACUAAACAAUUCAAAACGCUUUAAUGAAAAUAAAACACAAAAAAGGGCAGUCAAAGGGAUCAACUGUAAUGAGAACUUAAAAGAAGAGGAUACUGGAGAUUAUGGAAAUUGAUGACCAGGGCUAAAUCAAAAUAGACAAUGAUAACUAGAUCCUUGCUGCAUUGUAAAGAUAAACUUUAGGCAAAAGACGUUAUAAGGGGAAAACAGCAACUAUAAGAUUAAUUCAAUAAUUGUAGCAAGCUAAGUUCACUAUAAACAGAAAUAGACUGCAAGUAGUUGUAGAAGAAUGUACGGAAGAGGAUGGGCGUUCCGAUCAUGAAGAAUAUAAUGAAUCUGAUAAGUUUGAAAAUUCUACGGUGUAUUCAGCUAACACGGCAAGCCAUUACUCAUUAGACUAGCAAGAAGCAAAAUGCUUAUUGCAAGCAGCUUUACAGAUGCAAGUCUAGAAAGUUUCAUAAGGAUCGCUUAAUGACGAUGAAAAACUUUAAUACAAUACAAUCAAUCUGCUCAAUAAGGGAAGCUCUCUUCAUUUAAAAAGAGAUCCCCUCUUCAACAAUGAUUUUAGCAUUUAAUCUGAUUUAAGAGGAUUUGAACCUAAGAAGCAAAUCUCCCUCACACCAAAUAAUAGUUGA
This is a messenger RNA of Stylonychia lemnae, 888 nucleotides long. NCBI's taxonomy places the organism in Eukaryota, Ciliophora, Spirotrichea, Sporadotrichida, Oxytrichidae. The record is from the annotation of a GenBank genome assembly.